Messenger RNA from Pundamilia nyererei, 1660 nucleotides. It is a transcript of the gene jdp2a, whose product is annotated as Jun dimerization protein 2a. Gene Ontology annotation, molecular function: RNA polymerase II cis-regulatory region sequence-specific DNA binding; DNA-binding transcription factor activity, RNA polymerase II-specific. Gene Ontology annotation, cellular component: nucleus. Lineage: Eukaryota; Metazoa; Chordata; Actinopteri; Cichliformes; Cichlidae. The coding region runs from base 179 to 775 and encodes 198 amino acids. The record is from RefSeq and is a predicted model, not a curated record. Gene Ontology annotation, biological process: regulation of transcription by RNA polymerase II. The transcript has 4 exons.
GCAGCAGUAUGCAGCCUCCCUGUUUCUUUAUGGGAGGAGCGGUGCGACUUCCCCACUUCUGCCCCCACUAUGUAGGCUACUUUUUUUUUCUAACAUCCCUGCUUACGUUUGACUGGCAUAGCCUAAUUUCCGCAUUCCCAAAUCCUCCCAGAUUGGGAUCACGUUUAAAAUCGGGCUGAUGCAACGAUUUCCACUUUUUAAAAUAUACUCUCGACCCUCGGCUGACCAGAAGAAAGGACAUUUGUUGCACCUGGGAUCAAAGUCAGCUGUGGUCACGACCGAGUCUGACACGAUGCCAGGACAAAUCCCAGAUCCCUCUGUCACAGCGGGCUCCCUGCCCAGCCUGGGCCCACUGGCUGGGAUCACAGCCACCACGCUGACUGACAAGCUCAAAUUUGGCGACCUCCAGGAGUUUGGGACAAUGCUAUCACCUCUGCAUUUCCUGGAUAGUCUGGGGAAGAGGCCUCUAAUAAUCAAAACUGAGAGAGACGAGGAGGAAGAGAGGAGAAAACGAAGGCGGGAGAAAAACAAAGUGGCUGCAGCUCGCUGUCGAAACAAAAAGAAGGAGAGGACAGAUUAUCUACAAAAGGAGUCGGAAAGGCUAGAGAUGUUAAAUUCCGACCUUAAAGCCCAGAUCGAGGAGCUGAAGCUUGAACGACAGCAGCUGAUCCUCAUGCUCAACCGCCACCGCCCCACGUGUAUUGUCAGGACAGACAGUGUCAAAACUCCGGAGGGUGAGGUGAGCCCCCUGCUGCAGCAGCUGGAGGCCAAGUGAAGGUUGUAGUGCGAGUUCCUACAGUUUACGAUUGGGAAGAAGCAACAAACUAGCAGCACUUACGUUUGGGGCCUCGGUCGUGGAGGAGAACCAGCCACUGAGCGCUACACCACAAAAUGUGGAUCCACUGUGCUUAGACACUGUUUUGGCAGUUAAAUCAAUCUUCUUUCAUAGUCUUUGUUUUGUUUUGUUUUUGUUUUUUAUUGUUCCUUCUUGCUUUUUCAUUUAUUCUUCAUUUUCGUCUUCACAGGUCCAGCCACAAUUAGUGUGAAAGUAAAGAAAAAAACACAGCACAACUUUUGGUAGAAUUACAAGCCACACACGAGGCAUUACUUUGAUAUAUUUCCAGUAAUUACACCUGUGUUUUAAUGCUUUUUGUUUUGUUUUUUUGUAGUUAACCCUAAAACAGAACUGCAUUCGAUCAGUCAGCUGCACAGAUGAUUAUUUGUUGCUGUGUGGGAUGAAACUAAGUCACUGUUUCCAUGCAGGGCAGAGGCGAUACCCCAAAGAGACAGUGUUUGUAAGUUAUCAGGCUACAAAUAGACAUCUUUGCAGCAUGAUGUGACCUUGACUGCCCUUCAAUUGUUAAAAUACAUGCAGGGAAUUGUAGAAAUAUCAUUGAAAUCUGUGGGGAAAUAGUUAUAUAUGUAUAGAAAAAUAACUACUGGAAUACAUUAACCAUCACAUACAGAUGAUUUUUUUUAUUUCUGUAUAAACCCACAGUCAAAGAAGCCUUUGUAUCGCAUAAAUAACCUCAAGCAUUUUUCAUUUGUUGCCACAGCAGCUGAACAUUUUUUCUUUAUUCCAUUGUUUUUUGGCGCAGGCGUCAUGUAUGCACAUAUAUAUAUAUACACAAGUGUUUACAUUGUACUUUAUUUUCUGUUA